AUGUUGGUUGGUCCAUUGCAUUGGGCUAUUGUUUGGGUGAUCCAUCCCAUUGGGCUUUUAUUUGGUCUUAUAGAUCCAAAAUGUGUCAUUGGGCUGAAGUCUACGGGAAAAGCUCGUUGGAACCAUUUUCCAAAUUCUCCAGUUCCAUUACAUUGUCUUUCAAAAGUGAAGUUGAUCCUAAUGGGAUCAAUUGAAAAGGUGUUUCACAAGAUGUCAAAGAUGAAGAAUUUCUAUUGGGAUGCUUCCGUAAGUGAAGUUUUGGUGAAGCAACAAUGGAUGAAGAAGGAUGCAUUAUGCUACAAGAAUUUUAUUUCCAAUAUAAUGAAGCAUAGAGCUACAGUUCAAUCGGAAUUUGUAAAUGACCAUGUGUGGAAAAAGUGGAUGGAACUUUGGCAAAGUGAUGACUGUGUUAAGAAGUCUGAGAUAAAUUCAAAGAAUCAUUGUGGUGGACAUGAAGUAGCUGCUGGGACACAUACUGCCGCUGCUGGUUUUAUGCUAUUUUUUCAGCAAGCAGUUGCUCUUUUUUUUCCUCUUUGUUUUGCAACAAUUCUUUCCUACUACUCUCUUCCUUUUCCUCUUUAUUUUCCUGCUAUUCCAACAUGUUUGGCUCUUAAAAUAGGUCUACAUCCAACUCCAAGUGAGUUACAUUUGCACGUCCAUACACAUAAUCAUGAUGGAAAAUCUUUUGUGGGUGAGUGUUCCCGACUUCUACAUGAAAGGUAUAAAGAAAUUAUAUGGGAAAAAGUACAAUGUGAAUCUGUAAUAAAUCAAUUGGAGACAUAUUAUGAAGUUGCGGGAGGAGCAAAGAAGAAAAGAUUGUUUGGUCUUGGAUUAGAAGCUACAAGUUACUUUGGGAAAAAACUGUGUGCCUGCAAUGCUUCCACAUCAUCAGUACUAUCUUCGAUUUCUUUACCGACAACAAAUAUGGAGGAGUUGGUGAAGCAAUUGAUUCCGGCCCUUACUACUCAUUUUAUUUUGAUAGUUAUUGAGCGUGUUGGUGGUACUAAGGUACAAGAUGGGACCGUGCUUGAUCCUCCUCCUACUCAUGAUGAUGACGACGACGUUGAUUCGUAG
Molecule: messenger RNA, 1074 nt
Organism: Capsicum annuum
Lineage: Eukaryota; Viridiplantae; Streptophyta; Magnoliopsida; Solanales; Solanaceae
Exons: 6
Coding region: 1-1074 (357 amino acids)
Source: RefSeq, a predicted model, not a curated record